AUGUCAAACCCGCGUAUCACCCAGAAAGAACUGUUCUCCUUAGACGGCAAGACAGCAAUUUGUACGGGAGCGACUGGUGGGCUGGGGUCGGAAUUAUGUCUUUCUCUUGCCGAAGCUGGCGCACACAUCAUCUCGAUCCAGAUCCCAGGUGACGCUGGGGGUUUGAGGCUCGCCGAGUUGAUAAAGAGCACCGGUCGAAAGUUCCAGAGCCUUGAGUGCGACCUGAAAAGCGCCCCGUCUCUCAGAUCCGUCUUCAACAAGCUUUGGACCCAGGGCGUCGAGCCUGACAUUCUCCUGAAUUGUGCAGGCCUCAAUAUACGAGGUCCUAUUCAAGACAUGCAGGACGAUGAUAUAGACUUGAUAUUCGCCAUCAACCUAAAGGCUACUUAUGUUGCUGCGCAAGAGUUUGGAAGACGGCUCUUGAGCUUGCAGCGCCCGGGCAAGAUCAUCAACAUUGCGUCCCUCACUUCCUUCAUCGGCAUGUACAAUGUCUCUGCGUACUUCAAAACGCCUCUCACGACAAAUCUCGUACAAGAUGCCGAAUAUAAUGAUUUCAUCCUGAAGAGGACUCCAGCCGGCCGCUGGGGGGAGCCUCCCGAUCUAAGGGGAGCCCUGGUAUUCCUGGCCAGUGCCGCGAGUGACUUUGUCACUGGGACGAGUAUAGUCGUCGAUGGAGGAAUGCUCGGGAAAUAA
This is a messenger RNA of Exophiala bonariae, 693 nucleotides long. RefSeq lists its product as uncharacterized. NCBI's taxonomy places the organism in Eukaryota, Fungi, Ascomycota, Eurotiomycetes, Chaetothyriales, Herpotrichiellaceae. The transcript is spliced from 3 exons. Gene Ontology annotation, molecular function: oxidoreductase activity, acting on the CH-OH group of donors, NAD or NADP as acceptor. The coding region runs from base 1 to 693 and encodes 230 amino acids. The record is from RefSeq and is a predicted model, not a curated record.